AGCAGAUCAAAUUAACUUUUAAGUAAGUUACAAGUUACAAAACCCAUUGCAUUGAUUACACUCCCUAGUGGCACUAGUAGUGUAAUAUACCCAAAUUACCCUAAGCAUAAAAAACCACAACUAAAAGAAUAUUCCCCUCAUAAAAACAAACUACCAAUAAUUAAACCCACAAUUUUCAUCGCUUAUCAAACCGCUUAUAAAAGAACAUUAAUCCCCUUCAAAACUCCUCAAAGAACCACACCCAAAGAACAAAACUCAGAGAAAUGUGUGAGACCUUCAAAAAUCAAUACCAAUUUUGCGAGGAGAUCGGCCGAGGAAGAUUCGGUAUCGUUUACCGUUGUUUUUCCCCUUCUUCUCUUUCAUCUUUCGCCGUCAAAUCCAUCGAUAAACGCCUGCUUCUUGACGACGAAACUGAUCGUCAGUGUCUUGACAAAGAGCCUAAAAUCCUUCAGAUUCUUGCUCCUCAUCCUUACAUUCUUCAGAUCCAUGAUAUGUUUGAUUCAGAUAAUCAUCUUUUGAUUGUUACUGAUCUUUGUAAAGAAUCUACGCUUUAUGAUCGUAUGGUUUCUUCUGCUCCUUUUUCUGAACCAGACGCUUGCUCUGUUUUUACUCAGAUCAUUGAAGCUAUUGGUCACUGUCAUCGUAACUAUAUUUCUCACAGGGAUAUAAAGCCGGAGAAUAUAUUGUUUGAUUCGAGAAAUAGGGUGAAAUUGUGUGAUUUUGGGUCAGCUGAGUGGUUUGGAGGUGUUGAAGGGAGAGAAUUAAUGAGUGGAAUAGUUGGAACUCCAUAUUAUGUAGCACCAGAAGUGUUAGAAGGAAGAGAGUAUAAUGAGAAGAUUGAUGUAUGGAGUGCUGGUGUAAUUUUGUAUAUAAUGUUGGGUGGUGUUCCUCCUUUUUAUGGUGAAUCUGUUGAAGAAACUUUUGCUGCUGUUCUUCGUGCUAAUCUUAGAUUUCCUACUAAAAUAUUCCGGUCAAUUUCAUCUGAAGCUAAGGAUUUGUUGAGGAAAAUGCUCUGUAAAGAUGUUUCUCGCAGAUUUUCUGCUGAACAAGUUCUAAGGCAUCCAUGGGUUACAAAUGGAGGAAUGACAUGAAAUUUAACAAUUAGUACAAAUUUUGUGUAACUUUGAAGGAGUGUUUGUAAUAGGAGAAAUAAUUGGGGAUCAAGAUGAAGUUCAAUGGUGGAUGGAUGGUUCCAGAUUCUUCUCCAUAAAAACAAAAAAAAAAAAAAGGAAAA
Molecule: messenger RNA, 1234 nt
Organism: Amaranthus tricolor (Joseph's coat)
Lineage: Eukaryota; Viridiplantae; Streptophyta; Magnoliopsida; Caryophyllales; Amaranthaceae
Product: phosphoenolpyruvate carboxylase kinase 1-like
Exons: 3
Coding region: 264-1091 (275 amino acids)
Biological process (GO): protein autophosphorylation; intracellular signal transduction; peptidyl-serine phosphorylation
Cellular component (GO): nucleus; cytoplasm
Molecular function (GO): calcium/calmodulin-dependent protein kinase activity; calmodulin binding; ATP binding
Source: RefSeq, a predicted model, not a curated record